Molecule: messenger RNA, 1432 nt
Organism: Eucalyptus grandis
Lineage: Eukaryota; Viridiplantae; Streptophyta; Magnoliopsida; Myrtales; Myrtaceae
Exons: 9
Coding region: 239-1186 (315 amino acids)
Source: RefSeq, a predicted model, not a curated record
GGAAAGAUCGCGGGACAAAAAUCACAAUAAAUAAAAUAAAAAUAAAAAAAAGGAAAAUUGCAUCUUCCCAGGCUCGAAGCAUCAGCAGCUCCUCCAAAAUCCAUCGGAAGGAUUUGCGUGCAAAGGCGCUGCGCUCGUCGACCGACCGAUUUCCCAUCCCCAAUACCCGCGGCGAUUGCCAUCCCCAAUCGCUCUCGCUUCCGCGCUGUUUUCUAGGUUUUUCUGAGGCGUUGGGACGAUGAAGGAAGCUUUGGCGGUGGCGUUGUUGUUGUUGGCUGCGCUGAUUCCUUCGGCAUGCUCUUCGGCUGCUUCCGGUUCUGCUUUUCUCUGGUCCAGACACUACGAACCGUUUUCCACUGAUGGAAUCAGGGAACUUGUAAACUAUCAGACCAUAUCUCCAAAGGAUCUGGCCAAGUCAAUUCUUUCAAAGGGCGGGUGGUCGGACUUCUUGUGCUUGGGAAAGAAAAGUCAGCAGCCUGUGGAUGUCGCUCUAGUUUUUCUUGGUAGAGAGGUGCAAUCUUUGGAUAUCUCUGCUAACAACCAUGCGGAUCCAGCUCUAGUAGACUUGCUUAAGGUCUCUUUCACAAGGUCUAAUUUUUCAAUGGCGUUUCCCUAUGUUGCUGCCAUUGAGGAGGAGACAGUGGAAACUUCGUUAAUAUCUGGUUUCACCGAAACUUGUGGACAAGGUUUAGAUACCAGUAGCAUUGCUCUUCUGGGAUCAUGCUCCUUAAAGGGGGACAAUUAUCAUAAACUUUCUGACCUGCAAUCACUCAAUGAUUAUCUAGCCUCCAGAAAGGAACAGAGGCCUGAGGGGAAGGCAGAUCUUGUCAUGUUUUGCCAUGAGGCACCUGGCCUUUCAUCUGAAUCUGAUGUACCGCCUUCAGAAAGCGAAAUUUUUUCUGAACUUCUUCUAUCCAUGGAGCAGUCUGGGCAGAAAUUCGCUUCUCUCUAUGUUUCGCGUCCUUAUAGUUCAAUUCAGUAUCCUUCUUCUCGGGAACUAGAAAGGUUUCUUGCUGAAGGCGGUGCAUUGACCAAUAUAACAUGCGAUGGAGUUUGCCAGAUCAAAUCAUCACUCCUUGAAGGAGUUUUUGUUGGGCUUGUGUUGCUUAUAAUCUUAAUAUCCGGCCUCUGUUGCAUGGCGGGCAUUCAAACUCCAACAAGAUUUGAGGCGCCUAAAGAGUCGUGAGUUCUCAGUUCCAGUCUUUUGUCUUGGCAAUGUGGCCGCUGGAUGUUUAAUGAAAGGUGCCCACUAGGUUAAUAUUUGUGAUUGCCUGUCCUGCCUAUAUUCGUUAAAUGGUUGUAUCUGCCAUUUUAAUUAGUUUGGUCGUUUUGUACCCUUCGGAUCACUUAAACUCUAUUUCAGGAAUCAUAAAUGAGUAUUUGAGGGCCUGUAGAUGAAAGAACCAUCUCAAUAUGUCCAGAUUGAUUUUCA